UAAAUAUGUAUUUAAUAUUAAUUUAAUCUUUUCAAUUCCAAAUAACAUACAUUCGUCCUUUAUUUCUAUUGUAAUAAUGCAUGGCGCGCGCGCGAGGAAGAGAAUUAUCUGUCCUAUAUCAGAUUAUAUCUUUCAAAACUAAAUAAACAAAUUGCAUUUACAUCGUUAACAUUUUUAUUUACAAAAGUGUAACAACUGAAUUUUUCCUUUUUUUUUUUUUUUUGUUUUUAAAAUGAGUGGCACAGAAGAAGAAAAUGUCGCUGAUUUGGUUCAAAAAAUGAUUAUUUCGUUUUUCGGUGAACAGAAACCAGAACUUCUUAGAAGAUUUAUGAGAUUCUCCUUGGAGUUGUUUUCAUCUAUUCAAGGAGUAGAAACGUUAAGAGAAGAUGAAAUAUUGGUUGCCAGUUCUAUAAGAAGUAAAUUGUCAUCUCAAGAUGCAAUGCGAUUUGACAAGUUGCACAAUGAUCUGAGAAUUGGGCCCUUGAGAAACCGUAUAAGUGUUUUAGUAUUUCUACUAAACUUAAAUCAAACAACUGAGCAAAGAAGAGACAAACUUUUUUCUUUUCCAGACAUAAAGUCUAAUUUAAAUACUCCUAUUGUAUCUAUUAGCGGACAACCAUCUCAAUCCUCAUGGAGUCAGGCACAGCAGGUUGUGUCGAUAAAUACUAUGGAAACAAAUUUACGUGGUCCUCUUGUAAAUCAAAACAAUGUAUUUCGAGAAGAAUAUGUUUCAGAAGAUGUAUUGAUACAAGACCUAAUAUAUUGUUUCCAAGGUAUCGAAGGAAAAUUUUUAAAAUUAGAUUCAAAUUAUGGAUUUCAAAUUGACCCUGUAGCAAACAUCAGUAGUUCACAAAAGCAAGCUGUUUUAAGAUUGAGCGAGCUUGGAUAUUUAUAUAACACUUUACGCAGAAGUGCAGAAAGAAUAUCUGCAGCAGGUAUUGGUAGAGUUGCAGAAAGUUUUGUUGCAGUAUUGCAAAAAGAAUUAUCAGAAUAUUAUAAGUUCAUUGCUAUAAUGCAGGAAGAGGUAAACAGGUCACAAAAUCAGCUGGGUUACUACGGAAUUACACUUUCGCACUUACAUAUUUGGGCAUAUGAUCCCUUGGAAACUUUGAAAUGGCUAGCAAGUGUAACCAGAGCUUGUCAAGGCCAAAAAGGAGGAUUACUAGCUUCAACUAUAUAUGAAUUUAGUUAUCAUGGCGAUGCAAAUGCAAAAAAAUUAAUGAAAAGAAUAUUGGAAAGCGUUUGCGUUCCUCUAUAUAAUAUGCUGAUGAGAUGGAUCACAGAUGGACAAUUGGAUGAUCCAUACAAUGAGUUUUUUAUUGAAACAUGCGCAGAUGUAGCAGGAGAUAGAAUGUGGCAUGAAAAAUAUCAAGUUAGAAAUGCAAUGGUACCUUCUUUUAUUACUAAAGGACAAGCAAAAAUGAUAUUAGGAACAGGAAAAAGUAUUAAUUUUUUACGUGAAGUAUGUAAAGAUUUUUCACCAUGGCAACAAGGCAGAGAAACGGAAAUGUUUAAAAAUACGGAAGACCAAUAUAAUGCAGUUGAGAUAUUCCUUGAUAUGGAUCCAGAUGGUCGUUUACAAACGAUUAUGGAUGGAAUUUAUAAGGAAACAUCUACAAGAGUUGUUGAAAUUUUAACGAAACAAUGUCAUCUUCUUGAUCACUUACAAGGAAUAAAAAGUUAUUUAUUACUUGGCCAAGGACACUUUAUCCAACACCUUAUGCACUUAUUAGAGCCAGAAUUAGCAAAACCAGCAAAUUCUUUAUAUCCACAUAACAUAUCGUCCAUAUUGGAAACAGCAAUAAGAGCAACAAGUACAAAUUUAGAAGAUGUAGAUGUGCAAAGACGUUUAGAUGUCAGAUUGUUAGGACCUUCGGAUAAUGAAACAGGAUGGGAUAUAUUUAUAUUGGAUUAUAAUGUUGAUGGACCUAUAGGAACUAUUUUGGAGCCGUGUAGUCAGACUUAUCAAACAGUAUUUUUUGCAUUAUGGAGAGCAAAAAGAAUGGAAUCAAUAUUAUCUGCAAUAUGGAAGCAACAAAUUACGUCAGCAAAAAUAUUUCGAAAAAUGCCAGAAAUUUUGCCAAUUCAAAAUCAAAUUCAUCUUAUUACAAGCAGUAUGGUUCAUUUGGUUCAUCAAUUGCAGUAUUAUUUUUUAUUUGAGGUAAUUGAGUGUUCUUGGGAUGCAUUUAAUAAACAACUUGGACAAGCAUCUUCGCUUGAUGAAAUAAUAACUGCUCAUGAUCAAUUUGUAGAUGCAGUAAGACGUGGCAUCUUAUUGGAUGAAAAAUCUCAAGAAUUAAUGGAUCAUCUACGUUCUGUCUAUAGUCCAAUUCUAGACUUACAAAGUCUUGUAGAAACGUUUCUUAUACGUGCUACUCAAGAACAUGAAGCAAAGUUGUCUGCUGAUAAUUUCUCACAAGUCGUAAGUGAACAAACAAAAUCAUGGGGACGUAGCACUGCUAAUGAUAUAGAUACUAAAGAACGCCAAACAGCAUUCUUAAAAUAUUUGAACACUCUAUCUAUUCAACUAAGAUUAUUGUACAGAACUUAUCAGGAUAGAGUGAAAAAAUUUCUAUUAAUGCUUGCCUUUGCGGAAGAUGUUUCUUUGCAAUUACUCAGCGUACGACUAGAUUUUAACGAAUAUUAUAAAAGAAAAGAUAGCCGAUUAGUUGUGCCAUUGACGUAUCAGCAUCGUAGGCAGAGCGAUCAAAGUUUUCUUAUCACUAAAUGAAGGCUAUUAAUAAUAAUAAAAGAGAUUUACUAAAACUUUUGUAUACGCAAACUGUGUUUGUUAUACAUUUUAGGUGUGCGCACGCGCACACACAACUAAAUUUAUAUAUACACACACACACAUAUGUA
Vespula pensylvanica (western yellowjacket) is the source of this 2859-nucleotide messenger RNA. RefSeq names its product gamma-tubulin complex component 3 (gene Grip91). The transcript has 12 exons. The record is from RefSeq and is a predicted model, not a curated record. Gene Ontology annotation, biological process: meiotic cell cycle; spindle assembly; cytoplasmic microtubule organization. Bases 233 to 2731 code for a protein of 832 amino acids. Gene Ontology annotation, molecular function: gamma-tubulin binding; microtubule minus-end binding. NCBI's taxonomy places the organism in Eukaryota, Metazoa, Arthropoda, Insecta, Hymenoptera, Vespidae. Gene Ontology annotation, cellular component: centrosome; equatorial microtubule organizing center; spindle pole.